AUGGAUUAUCGGCAAUAUAUAACUGGGUUAACAAAUCAAUAUAAUACAGCUGUUCGUAUGGAAGUGAAUCGGAAACCCGAGCAAGCUUCCACGCUUUACUACAAUAUCCUAUGCGAUGGGAUAUUGUAUGCUGAGCGAAACAAGAGUAAUUUACCAGAAUCUGUAUACAGUUCGCUCACGACGUUUUUAAGACAAAUUAAUGAACGCUUUGUAGCCCUGAAGAAUCUUGGCUAUGAACCUGUUGUUGAGCCGCCCAAAGCUGAACUUGGAAUAGGAACUUCAGAUCACAGACAUCCUAAAGCAGAUUUCCAAAGUAAAACGAAGUCAAGUUCUCAAUCUACGUCUCCUACUGUUCCUUCUCCUUCCGCACCCGAGAACAGUCACUCACCUGUACCGGAAACGUCAAAAACAAAAAGUAGUCCAUCAAACAAAUCCAGAAGUGCUUUGCGAUUUAAUGCGAAUGAUCCCUACGAGAAAACGGUUGCUGAAACGAUCCUGGACAUAUCCUUUUUCUGA
Blastocystis hominis is the source of this 516-nucleotide messenger RNA. RefSeq lists its product as hypothetical. Bases 1 to 516 code for a protein of 171 amino acids. The transcript has 4 exons. Lineage: Eukaryota; Bigyra; Opalinata; Blastocystidae. The record is from RefSeq and is a predicted model, not a curated record.